UGUGUCUACAGCAGCACGAGCCGCACUAGCUGUCGGUAAACGUGAAUGUCUGUGGAGAUGGUGCAGCUGUCGGAGCCGGUCCGGCCCGCCGAGGCCCGGCCCGGCGGGGUCCUGCAGCAGAACCGGGUCUUCCUGGACUUCUUCUGGGACCUGGCCAAACCGGAGCAGGACGUCCGGCUGAAGGCGGUGGAGAGCCUGGUUCAGUACCUGAAGACAGGGGGCAAGGAGGAUGAGCUGGAGUACACUCUCAAAAGGCUGGUGGAUGGACUGGCUCACACGCGGGAGGCGGCCCGGCCCGGAUUCAGCCUUGCUCUGGGGCAGGUCUUGAUCGCCUUCCAGGACGUCUCCCUGCAGAGCGCGCUGGACCGGAUCAAACAGAGGCACGCCAUCCAGGCGGCGAAGAAGAAACUUGCCAGGAACGCCAUGUUCGGGAACCUGUUCGGCGUCCUCGCACUGCACCAGUCCGGCCGCCUCUCGAAAGAGCCGCAGGUGCUGUUGGGGUGUGUGCAGCUCCUCCAGAGCCUGAGUCAGCACAAGCAGCACCUGAAGGACCUUCCUUAAACCAUGGUGGACAUCCUGGUGGAGGUCCCGGAGGAGGUGUUUGAGGAGGUCCUGCUGGCGGCGCUGCAGACCGACCUGUCGGCGGCCUUCAGCACGCCGGAGCAGCUGCAGCUGCUGCUGGUCGCCCUGCAGCACUUCCCCCAGAGCCUCACGCCCAAGAAGCUGAAGAAGCUGGUGGGUUCGUCCACCGUCAUCAACGCCGAGAACAUCCCCAAGCUGACGGAGGUGCUGAAGAAGACGGCUCAGUCCGUGAAGAAGGAGAAGAUCCUCCCGCCCGUGGUCCUGGACCUCCUCAAGCUCUCCCUGAAGGAGGACAGCUUCCAGCUCUUCUGGAGUAAAGCCAUCACCGAGGGCUUGUUCCAGGAGCCGUCGGGGCCCACGCACUACAUGAGCUUCCGCCUGCUGGGCAGCGCCCUGCCGCUGCUGUCGCUCGCCCAGCUGAAGGAGGUGCUGUCCGGGGAGGUGAUGCUGCACUACGGCGAGCACGUGGUGUCGGCACAGAAACCGGACCGCUUCAAGUUCUCCCCAGAGAUGGAGGCGUACGUGUCCAGCUUCCUGGAGGGCUGCCGGGACUCGGACCGGCAGCUGGCGGUGCUGGUGGCCUUCUCCUCGCUGACUCACCAGGGCUGCCCGGUGGUGCCGCCGGUGUGGAGGGCGGUGCAGCACCUCCAGCCGGCGGCGCUGCGGAGCUACGUGGACUGGCUGAAGAGCAUGUUCCUGCAGCCUCAGAUGGACGCGCUGCUGGACUUCAGCAGCCGCAGGCAGAAAGCCAAGCAGGACGCCGCCGAGCCGAAGGACAACGCCGUCGCCCGCCUCAGGAAGUGGAUCGUUUCUCGACUCUGCUCCAUCGUCGACAACCACCAGGUGAAGAAGGAGGAGGAGCUCGUCAUGGACGUGGCCAGGUUCGUGUUCUUCCACGCUUUCUUCAGCGCCAAGAAGUCCACGCCUGAGGUGCCGGAGACCUCGGAGAAGCUGUCCGUCCCGCUGGAUGAGAGCUCCACCGCCGUGCUGGUCGGCUCCUUCUUCGGACUCCUCAUGUCCAUGCACCACCUGCCGCCCGCCGACGAGCCGCCCGAGGGGGCGGCCGGCGGCCAGAAGCGCGCGCUGGGCCUGACGGCCGACGGCACCCUGUGGAUCCACCACCUGGUCCAGUACGCCCAGCUGCUGCUGAGCCAGCCCCGACACGCCCAGCCCCGCCAGCCCUUCAGCCCCGAGCAGAGGCAGGCCUGGGACAGCGUGUUGGAGUCGGUGUCCAACUUGAAGAAGAAAGCGAAGAAGGGAAAGUCGGCGGAAAGCAACGCCUUCCAGCAGCUCUUCCUGCUGGUCGGCAUGCACCUCUUCAAGGCGCCAGAGGAGGUGCUGGACAUCAUCAAGGACCUGCAGAGCUGUGUGGACAGAGCUCUGGAGAAGAAGGCCAAGAAGAAGAAGAAGAAGCAAGACGCGGAGCAGCAGGACGAGCCGGAGUGGGUGGAGGUGAUGGUGGACAUCCUGCUGUCCCUGCUGUCCCAGCAGAGCCGACACCUCCGGCAGGUCUGCAAGACGGUCUUCUCCUCCAUCUGCGCGCACGUCAACGCCGCCGCCCUCGCCGCCAUCCUGGACGUUCUGGACCCGGAGAAGGACGACGCCGUGGUCGUCACCGACGACACAAACACAGCUCAGGAAGAGGAGGAGGAUGAAGAAGAUGAUAAAGAGAUGGAGGACGAGAAGUCAGAGGAGUCAAAUGACGAGACCGACGAGGACGAUGAUGAUGAUGAUGGAGAUGAAGAGGAGGAGGAAGAACAGGAAGAGGAAAAGAUGGAAGUGGACCAAAACUUCCGCUUGGCGAUGAUGAAGGUCCUCCACCAGAAAAAGCCUCUGGUCAACGAGGAGGAGGACGACGACGACGGCGGCGGCGCCAGCAGCGACGACGACAUGGACGACGACGCCAUGAUGGAGCUGGACAAGAGCCUGUCUGCGCUCUUCGCAGAGCAGAAGAAGAAGAAUCAGGCCAGACAGGAGGAGAAGACCAAGCUGCAGAAGGAGAGGACGCUCGUCCGACAGUUCAAGACCAAGGUGCUGGACCUGGUGGAGGUGUUCGUGGCGCGGCAGGCCGGCAGCCCGCUGACCAUCGAUCUGCUGAUGCCGCUGCUCGCCGUCAUCGAGAAAGGAAUGAGCUCCAACAGCGACCAGCAGGAGCAGGACUUCCUGCGGCGAGCCGCAGACAUCUUCAGAAACCAGCUGUGCAGGUCCAAAGUGUACUGCAGGACCGCCGGCGACCGACAGGGGGAGCUCCACGACCUGCUGGACAGCCUGCUGACCAGGAGCCAGAGGCUGUCCGACUCCUCCGUCUGCCUCUACUACUUCAGUGCGUGUCUCUACGUGGUGAAAGUUCUGCGAGGGCCGCCUCCCGCCGACGCCAAGGAGGAGCGGAACGCUGCGGCGGAACACCUGAGCUUCAUGGGUAACGUGGACAUGGAUCGAGUUCCCGGCCUCUUCAGGGACGCUCUGACGUCCUUCAUGAGCAGGAGGAAGAGUCCUCUGACCACGCAGAUGUUCACCGACCUGUUCGCCAGGUUUCCCGUCCUGUGUGUGAGCCUGUUGGACACGGCGGUGCAGCACAUCACAUCUGGAGUCCGGGAGCAUCAGCAGGGCCAGGCGUGCGUGCUGGUGCUGCGCGCCAUGCAGAGCCGCGAGGUGCAGCGGCUGCUGAGCGGCCCGCGCUGGACCCAGCUCUGCGGGGCGGUGUGCAAACAGCUGCAGGAGAGUCUGCAGCAGGUCGGCCCGCUGGAGAGCAAGGUGGCCAAGGACAAGGUGGUGAAGCUCCUGGAGCUCUGUCACUUCCUGGUGAAACACGUCCGCCAGCAGAAGCUCUCCGUGGAGCUGGAGCCUCUCCAGGAGGCCCUGCAGGCCCUGACGGACGCCAUCGCUUUCAAGAAGACGGGCAAGCUGGAGGACACAUACUGGGCCGUGAUGAAGCACUUUGGAGUCAUAAAACCCAAAGUUGAAAAGACGAAACCCGACGCGGAGGCCAGCGAAGACGCAGCUCCGAAGAAGAAGAAAGGCUUCCUCCCGGAGUCCAAAAAGCGGAAAAAGCGCAACAAGCCGGAGCCGGCGGGAGGCGACCCGGCCCCCAAAGACAAACCGGCAGCAGAGAAAGGACAAGCCAAAAAGAAACGUGACAAGAAAAACAAAGGGAAGCGAGCGGCGGACGGCGCGGCGGCGACGCAGCCCAGCCCGGCCAAGAAGAGCAAGACGCAGCCCGAGAAACAGCCGGCCAAGAAGAAAAAGAAGAAAGGCAAGCAGAAGAAAGAGGGAGGGGGGCAGAAAUGAAGUGAACACUGCAGCUCAAACGGACACAAAGAAGCUUUUUGUAAUUUUCCUUUUAAGAGCGGCUGUGUGGGCCGGCGGCGGCGCGGCGAGCUGACUCAAUGUUAGCCUGUCUCCGUACAAGAUGAUCUUUUAUUGAAAACUCUACCUGUGUGGGAAGUGAAUUAAGAAAGAUUAUUUUUCCAAAGUGUGCUUUCUUUUGAGCAGAAGAAACGGCUCUGCCAAUAAAUGUUUUUCUCCGUCUGGAAAUCCACCAAGUCUCCCUUCAGAGCAGGUCUCACACCUUCUCUCUGCAGCUUCAGUCGCUGGAAAUACUGUGAAAUGUUAAAAAAAUAAAUAAAUACAUAAAUGAGACGAGCGUCGCAUCGUCAGGGGAGAGUGCAGAGUUAAGGCUCUGCUGGUUUAUUCAGCCAACAAAUCCUCAUCAAGUCACAUCAAGUCCGACUCCUCGUUUAAAGCAAAGGAUCUGUUUAGAAGCGUCUAAAAUGUGUGUUUUCACAAAACGCUUCAGUGUCCUCUGAGCGUACACACACACACACAUUCAGACGUUUAAUGGAAAAAGAAUAGUUCCAUUUUAACCUCACAAAAGUUUGUUCCUAAUUCUUUCCUGUUUUGAAACUGUGUUAAAAUGACCUUUUCUUUUGUAUAAAUGGGUCAAAGUUAGAUAAUAAACACACCUGCAUCAUAAAUAAGCUCCUACAUGGAUAUCAAUGCAGUCUGAGACUAUAAAUAUAAAACAAUAACCUUAUUUCCCAUUAAUAUUCCAAACAUUAACUUUUUUAGUUUCACUCCAUUCUGCAAAGAUUUAGUUUUAAUACAACAAAGUUUAGGUUGUUCUUAUUUUUUCUUGGUCAUUUCAAGUGAAUGGUGUCCGUCACUGUUUGUAUUUAUAUAACCAUCAAUCAUUCAUAAAUAAAAGCUUGAAUUAGA
Salarias fasciatus (jewelled blenny) is the source of this 4797-nucleotide messenger RNA. It is a transcript of the gene mybbp1a, whose product is annotated as MYB binding protein (P160) 1a. Gene Ontology annotation, cellular component: nucleolus. Gene Ontology annotation, biological process: regulation of DNA-templated transcription. The record is from RefSeq and is a predicted model, not a curated record. Gene Ontology annotation, molecular function: transcription factor binding; RNA binding; sequence-specific DNA binding. NCBI's taxonomy places the organism in Eukaryota, Metazoa, Chordata, Actinopteri, Blenniiformes, Blenniidae.